Molecule: messenger RNA, 3873 nt
Organism: Varanus komodoensis (Komodo dragon)
Lineage: Eukaryota; Metazoa; Chordata; Lepidosauria; Squamata; Varanidae
Product: cytoskeleton-associated protein 5-like
Exons: 1
Coding region: 1-3873 (1290 amino acids)
Biological process (GO): mitotic spindle organization; centrosome duplication; microtubule polymerization
Cellular component (GO): centrosome; microtubule plus-end; spindle pole
Molecular function (GO): microtubule plus end polymerase activity; microtubule plus-end binding
Source: RefSeq, a predicted model, not a curated record
AUGCUAGAAUCAAGCAACGUGCCUGAGAAGGAACUUUCAGAAGAAUCAUGUGAACUGGAAGCUGCAGCAGUCCUCCCUGCAUCCUGCCUCCAACAUCUGGACAGCAGCAACUGGAAAGAGCGGAUAUCCUGCCUGGAGAGCUUUGAGAGGGCUGUGGAAGAGAUGGAGAAAAAUCAGAUGCCCUGCCAGGCUCUGGUGCGGUUGCUGGACAAAGAACCUGGAUGGAAUGAAACCAAGCUCCAAGUGAUGAAGAAGAAGCUGCGCAUCGUCACCCUUAUUGCCCAGAAGGGGAACUUCUCCAAAACCUCGGCUCAGUUUGUCUUGGGAAACCUUGUGGACAAGAUUGGGGAUGUAAUCUGCAGCAGUGACACCAAAGAAGCUCUGACUGCAGUGGCUGAAGCGUGUGGGUUGCCCUGGACAGCAGGAAAAGUCGCGGAAGCGGCCUUCUUGCUCGACAGCCCGAGGACCCACUCAGAAACCCUCAACUGGCUGUCUAGCGCCAUCAUGGACUUUGGCUUUGAUGGCUUGGAUGCCAAAAGCUUUAUGGGCUACAUUAAAUGUUCCCUGGAUGCAGCCCACCCAGAUGAGCGGGCCUCUGCCUUCCACCUCCUGGGUGUGAUGUACCUGUUUGUAGGAGCCCCGCUGAGGGCCUUCUUCAAGGAUGAAAAGCCAUCUCUGCUCUCCCAGAUCGAAGCAGAGUUUGAGAAGGUGAGCGGCCAGAGCCCUCCCCCUCCCACUCGAGGCCGGUGCAAGUUCUGCAGGGGUGGGGUGAAUGACCAGCGAGGAGGGGAUGCACAGGUCUGCCAGAGGAAUGAUGCUGUGGACAUCAGCAAGAAGUUCUCAACGGAUCUGAUCUCGAAGAUGCUAGAUACCAGCUGGAAGGUACGCAAGGAAGGUCUGGAGGAGGUUUCUCGGAUCCUCAGUGAGGUCAGUUCCAUCCAGCCGAGCAUCGGGGACCUUCCGGUUGCCUUGAAGUCUUGCUUGCAGGAUUCCAACAAAGCUCUUGUGAAGCAGACACUCCUUGUCCUCGAGCAGCUCGCGAGGGGCAUGGGCCCUGGCAUCCGCUAUCACGUCAAGACUCUGGGAAUGUCCAUCGUUGCCAUCCUGAGAGACAGCAAGAGCAGUCUGCGGGCAACAGCGCUCACGACCAUGGAAGCCUGGGCUGAGCAGACUGGCAUGAGGGAAUGGCUGGAAGGAGAAGAGCUCUCCCUAGAUCCCAAGAAGGAGAGUGUUUUCCAGAAGCAGGGGAUCCUGGGCUGGCUGGCUGAGAGGCUGCCUUCCACCAGUUCCAUCUCCACAGAUCUGCUUCGUUGUGUGCCUCACCUGUACUCGGCCUUGGAGGACCAUCACGAAGAAACAAGCAUGGCAGCGCAUGAAGCCCUGCCGUUCUUCCUUCUCCACCUUGGUUUUGAGAAGAUGUCUGAAGCUGCCAACAAACUGAAGCCAGCAUCCAGAGAUGAGGUGCUGUCACUGCUGGGAAAGAGUGCUGGUGAGCCAAGCAAGGCUGCUUUCAACUUCCCUAAGCCACUUUCAAAGCUCCCACGAGGCAAGUCUUGGGCCAAGUCAGGCUUGCUUCCUCCUCAGCAGUCCAGCACAGCCUCCUUCUCCACUGAAAACGUGGGGUCCAGCGAAAUGAGCUUGGACCUAAGAAAAGCCAAAUCGGAAGGAACGGUCCUCAAAGCUAAGAGACUACCAAACAUGCAGCUGCCAGGGAAACCGAGCAUGAAGGACGGCAGUAGCAAGCUGGGGCCCAUUUUCACCAUCGUUCCCAAGGCGAAAGAGCAGCGGAUGAAGGAUGAGAAGGCCCUGAAGGUGCUGAGAUGGAACUUCAGCACCCCGAGCAGCAAAUACGUUGAGCAGCUCAAAGCUCAGAUGUGCGGCUGCCUGUCGAAUUGGCUGCAGGAAGAGCUGUUCCACUCCAACUUCCAGCACCACAUCAGAGCACUGACAGUGAUGACCAAGCACCUGGAGGCCGAGAAGGAUGGCGUCAUCAGCUGCUUGGACCUCAUCCUGAAGUGGCUGAGCCUGCGGUUGUUCGACACCAACACAUGGGUGCUGAUGAAGACCCUGGAAUACCUCAAAAGGCUCUUCAGUCUGCUCAUCGAGGAGCGAUACCAGCUGAUGGAGAACGAGGCCUCCGCCUUCUUGCCUUAUCUCCUCCUGAAAAUGGGAGCAACUAAGGAGUCCAUCCUCAGAGAGGUGCGGGCAAUAGUGAAGCAGGCAACUCUGGUCUACCCGCCUUGCAAGGUUUUCUCUUUCCUCCUGGAGGGAGCCCAGGUCAAGAAUGCCAACCAGCGGGUGGGGUGCUUGAAGGAGCUGGCAUGGCUGCUGAGGACUUACGGUCCAGCCGUGUGCCAGCCAAACCCAAGCAAAGUGCUGAAGACCAUCAUCACCUUGACGGGAGAUUCAAACAAUGCUGUCCAUUGUGCUGCCUUGAAGGUCAUCGCCACUGCUCGGGAUGUGUAUGGAGUGGAGACGUUCAAGACCAUUGGGAAUAUAUCUGACAAACACAUGAGCUUAUUGGAGGAGAGGAUGAAAGAGGCAGAAGCCAAACCAAUCAGGGAAGAAAAAGCCGACCAGGAGGUCUUUAGCCUGGCUGCUUGGAUGGGGUCAGUAGAGGUCUCCAGGCUGAACCCUGGAACUGGCCAUCACACAGGAGAAGACUUCUGCAUUUCCCACAUGGACCGAGCUGAAGUAGAAUAUGCUGAUAGCACGGCCUUCUGCAGGAAUCCGAAGCAGGCUGAUAUCAGCCCCCAGUCUGUGCGCCUGGCGUCUCAGACGGGGAGCACCACUGUUCCCAACAUCAAUAUGGCCAUUUGCAACAUAGCUGGUGGCAACAUCAGCACCAGCACUGAAGCCCUGGUGCAGAUCCAAGAGAUUAUAAAGCAGGAGGGCAAAGUGGACCUGAUGUCUGGCCAUACGAACCAGUUGCUGAUAGCAACCAGCCAACAGCUGAAGUUCAUCCAUCGGCUCCACAUGACGUCUGAGGAGGAGAUGCGGAAGGAGCAGGUCAUUGAGCUGUACAGCUGUGUUGUUUGCAGCAUGGUCUCCCUCUUCCAGGUGGAGAGCCUGGCCCAGGAGGCCUCUGCUGGAGUGCUGAAGGACCUCCUGAGCAGCCUCAUCACCCUCUUGCUGGAUCCCCCCAUUGAAGACCUUCAAGAAGGGCGAGACAUCAUCCAGUCUGUCAGUCUCUUGAUAACUAAUGUGCUGGAGAAAUCAGACCUGACCAGACUUUUCCACUCUUUGCUUCUUCUGCUCCAAGAAGGCUUGGCGGCCAUGAAUCUCGUUGCCUUUUCUGAAAUGGUGGCCAAGUGUUUGUGGAAAGCUGUCAAACGCCUUCCACAAACCAUUAGCAGAGUCAGUCUGGAACAGAUCUUGCUGGACAUCCACAUCUUCUUGAAAGCAUGGCCUAAGGAGAAGCUGAAGCAAUACGAGAGCAGUUACCCAAUCCGGGCACUGAAGGUUCUUCUGCACACUCUUUGCAAGCUGAAGGGGGCUGAGAUCUUGGAUCACCUCACUCUGAUAGAGAACAAACAUGAGUCUGAGCUAGAGACCCACCUGCAGAAGAUUGUGAGGCAUUCAGUGGAGCUGGAUGUUGCAGAGAGCCACCAAGUUGCUUCUUGCCCCGCUGAGGACAGAACUGAUAACACACUGGCUGAGAUCUUCAGGAAGAUCAACUCCAAAGAAACUGCCAGGGUUGGCCUUGAGGAGCUCUAUGAAUACAAGGAGAAACAACCGGAGGCAGAUUUAGAACCCUUUCUGAAGAACGCCUCACUCCUUUUCCGGAGCUACGUCAAGCAUGGCUUGGCAGUUAUAACAUCAGAGAGAGAAAGCAAGCAGAAGAUUUCCUCACCUGCUGAGAAAGAAGCUUAG